UAAUUGAAACCAACCCUAAGCUCUUUUUAUCUUCGCCCUAAAGGUAGCCCCGAUUAUUGCUGACUUAAGCAUCGGAGUGUCUACCCCGAGUUCCACCUCGGGGCUUUGCAGGUCAUCCCGGAGUGCAAGCGCGGACUGAAGAAGAACUUCUGGUUUGGUGCAAUUACAUUGGCGCCGUCUGUGGGAAACGAACUGAAAGCUUUCUAGUUGCCCUUUCAUCAUGGUUCACACUCGAUCAGUCCGAGUUGGUAAUUCAUCUCUGCCUCAUGGGCAAGGUCAACCCCCCAACAACCUUCCACCUCUGAUCCCACCUCAAAUCCCACCUCAGCUUUCACCUCAGGUCCCAACCAUAUUCCUUCCUGUUGAUCAUGCAGAAGGGGGAGAUGAAAACCAACCCCAUACCUCAGCUCACAAUUCCACUUCCACUGCCAAUCAAGACGUAGUGGUAGCUCAACUUGCUGCCAUGCAGCAACACUUGGAAAAACUAGUAGCUGAACACCGAGGUGCUCCACCCUCACACCAUACUGCUGAUUCUAUACCUCACCCUCUGAAUACCAACAUUACGCUGGAACCCUAUCCCAUUGGCUUCAAAAUACCACAACUGGAGACUUAUGAUGGGACGAAGGAUCCCGAUGAUCACCUGCAUGCUUUCUACUCUUGCAUGCAAGCUCAGAACACCUCUGACGCGUUAAUGUGCAAAAUCUUCCCCUCUACUCUGCGAGGUAAUGCUCGAACUUGGUAUUACAGUCUACCUCCGAGGUCAAUUAGUUCUUACACAGAAAUGGUAUCUGCCUUUGCCACUAAGUUUUCCAAUAGAAGGUUGAUUAGGAAAACUACUACUGAAUUGAUGCGAGUUAAACAGAGGGACGGAGAGUCUCUGAAGAACUACAUGAGCAGGUUUAAUGAUGCGGUGUUGGAGGUUAGUUCCUUCGACCAAGCUGUGGGUAUUGCAGCUGUAAUCUCUGGUCUCAAACAUGAUAGGUUCAGAGACAGUUUGAUCAAACAUGCUGCCACCACCUUUAGCGAGGUGAAUGAUAGGUCUCUGAAAUUUAUAACUGCUGAGGAAUACACCCUGGCGCAAAACCCACCUUCCUCUAAGAACCAGAACCCAGAAUGGAGAGAUGACAAUUCGAACUGGAAAAGGAUGAGAAUGGCGCAGAACCGAGGUCCGAUGUUGACCUCCCCAACGAGAUUCGGAAAGACGAACUCAACUCCCCCGCACCAAUCUGCAGCUCAGAAGGGAAUGCUAAAUGAGUAUGUUCAGAGAGCUGAACAGCCGAGGUUUAUCAGAGAACAGAGGCCGCAACCUCAAGGAGUCCGCAAUCACCCAAAUAGGCAAGGUGUGGGAUAUCAGCAAACCCCACCUCCGCUUCCACCACCAGCUAGAAUCAUACAUAUGAUUACGGGAGGCCUUGAAGCAGGUGGACUGAGCUCUAAGCAGCGAAAGCUGUAUGUCAGAGAGCGUGUCCUUGUUGACACCGGGAGUGCACCAGACAUCAUGUACUUCCACUGUUUUGAGAGUCUGGGAUUAGAUCCAGCAUUGUUGCAAAAGUAUGAUGGUCCUAUAUAUGGUUUCAACAACCAGCCUGUUCCGGUAGAAGGAGUUCUUACCCUCCAUGUGGCUUUUGGAAGUGGCAGAACCUAUUCUCACCUCUGUAUGAAGUUCCCAACUCCUAUGGGAAUAGCAACACUGCGAGGAAACCAAGAGGUGGCCAGGCAUUGUUAUAUCACCUCGGUAACACAACCCAUGAAGGGCAAAGCUCAGACACCCGAGGCCAUUCCCCAUCGAAUUUCUGAUAAUCAGCAAGUUAUGGGUGUUGAGAUCGUAGAUAAUCGACCGGAAGAUGAAACCAGAGCUGCUCCGGUCGAAGAUGUUGAAGAAGCCAUUAGUUCAGUUCUGGUGAGAGAAGACGCUAGGCAGCAGAAACCAAUUUAUUAUAUCAGCAGCAUGCUGCACGGAGCAGAGCUGAGAUAUCCUAUAGCUGAGAAAGCAACAUUAGCAGUCGUCACUUCGGCCAAGAAGUUGAAGCCAUAUUUCCAGUCACACCCAAUUAUUGUUCUCACCGACCAACCUCUCAGGCAGAUUCUGCAGAAACCAGAGUGCUCUGGAAGACUAAUUAAGUGGGCAGUAGAGCUGGGAAAGUUUGAGAUAACAUUUCAGCAGAGAUUGGCCAUCCGAGCUCAAGCAUUAGCAGAUUUUAUUGUCGAAUGCACCCCAUGUCCUUCAAACUCUAAUCCAGAGCCCAAUGACUGGACCUUAUAUGUUGACGGAGCAUCUAGUAGCAAGGGUUUAGGGGCUGGCACUCUCUUGGUUGGUCCAGAGGGAUACCGAAGCGAAUAUGCUCUGAAGUUCAAUUUUGAUGCAACAAAUAACAUGGCUGAGUAUGAAGCUCUGCUACUUGGUCUACAGCUAGCAUUGCAGUUGCAAAUCAGUGUAAUUCAAGUGUACAGCGACUCCCAGUUGGCGAUAAACCAAAUCAACUCAAUCUGUGAAGUUGUUGAUCCUGUGAUGGUAAAGUAUGUAGCCUUGGUGGCCGAGUUGAAGUGCAAAUUCCAGAAAUUAUGUUUGAGUAAAAUUCCCCGAGCUGAGAAUGAACAGGCAGAUUUACUCUCCAAGUUUGCCUCUGAUAGCUCUUUAAGUUCCAGAUCCGUUUUUGUGGAGGUCUUAGAUGAACCAAGCUUCAUGAAGCCCCGAAUGAUGGAGAUUAGCACAAACCCUGACACACCGAGCUGGACUGACUCAAUUAUCUCCUUUUUGCGAGAUGGAAUAGUACCUGAGGACAAGCAAGAGGCGAUGAAGUUGAGGAAGAAAGCAUCUCGGUAUACACUUGUUGAUGGGAUCCUCUAUAAGAGAUCUUUUUCACUUCCUCUUCUGCGAUGUUUGAAUCCCUACGAAGCCGAGUAUGCACUUCGAGAGGUACAUGAAGGUGUCUGUGGGAGCCACGUCGGUGCUAGAACUCUGGCUCACAAAGUCUUAAGGCAGGGAUAUUACUACCCAAACAUGUAUAAGGAUGCCACUCACUUUGUUCAGAAAUGUCCGAGGUGCCAAUUCUUUGCACAUCUAACUCACCAACCUGCAGAAGAACUCACGAACUUGGUAGCACCAUGGCCAUUUGCACAGUGGGGACUAGAUCUUUUAGGUCCAUUCAUGAAAGGGGUUGGUGGCGUAACCCAUCUGGUUGUUGGUGUGGAUUAUUUCACAAAGUGGGUAGAAGCUCGGCCUUUAUCUAGUCUUACCUCCAAGAAGGUACAGUUCACCUCCGUCUACCAUCCGGAGUCCAAUGGCAUGGUGGAAUUUGUUAACAAAUGCAUUUUGGAAGGAAUAAGGCCGAGAUUAGAGCAGCAUAAGGCCAAGUGGGCAGACGAGCUCAACAACGUCCUCUGGGCAUACAGAACCACGAGCCGAACUGCUACAGUCAUUCCUGUUGAAAUAGGAGUCCCAAGCUUCCGAGUCACCCAUUUCGAUGAAGGGCGAAAUGGACAACUGCUUCGGGAAAACCUUGAUCUGCUUGCUGAAGUUAGAGAAGAAGCUCAACUUCGAACUCUUGUAUACAAGCAGAAGCUAGCCAACUUCUACAAUAAACGGGUCCGCCCUCGAACUUUCAAAGUAGGAGAUCUUGUUCUCAGAAAAGCUGGCCUAACAGGGUUUGAAACUCGUUUUGGCAAACUCGCCCCGAAUUGGGAAGGCCCUUAUACCAUGGCCGAGGUGCCACAUCCUGGUGCCUAUGUCCUCCAAGACGCUGAAGGAAAGAGAGUUCCUAGAGUCUGGAAUGUCAAUAACUUGAAGAAAUUUUACCCCUAAUAGAAUUCUUUCAAGAGAUCUAUGUCUUACAGUUCUUAUUUCAUGUUUGUCGAGAUUCAUUUUACGUCUUAUUCUAUGUAUCCGAGGUUAAUCAGUCUAUUCAUUCCUUGAACCUCACUUCUGAUUAAUAAAUGUCACUUCACAUA
This is a messenger RNA of Rubroshorea leprosula, 3948 nucleotides long. The record is from the annotation of a GenBank genome assembly. Lineage: Eukaryota; Viridiplantae; Streptophyta; Magnoliopsida; Malvales; Dipterocarpaceae.